AUGGCCAGAUCAGAAGAGGCGGAGGCCUUCUUUCACGUCGUGUACACCGCUGUGCAGCAGAUUCCUUACGGAAAGGUCACAACUUACGGACACAUUGCGAAUCUAAUUGGAACUCCCGAACGACCACGCCAAGUCGGCAUUUGCCUCAAGCAUCUUCCACAAGAUGCAGACUCACGUUUCAACCAUGACAACGUUCCAUGGCAGAGGGUUAUCAACGCCAAGGGCAUGAUCUCACCCAGGUCACAACCCUCAGGGGCACGAAAUCAGGCAGCUGCUCUACGAACCGAGGGCGUUAAUGUUACUACUAGCGCACUGGGCGAACUUAUGGUGGACUUCUCCGAAUGUGGAUGGUUCCCAAACGAAUUACCUUCGGAAGCGGACGACGAGGAAUGA
Daldinia childiae is the source of this 393-nucleotide messenger RNA. RefSeq names its product Alkyltransferase-like protein 1. Lineage: Eukaryota; Fungi; Ascomycota; Sordariomycetes; Xylariales; Hypoxylaceae. The record is from RefSeq and is a predicted model, not a curated record. Gene Ontology annotation, biological process: DNA repair. Gene Ontology annotation, molecular function: catalytic activity. The transcript is spliced from 3 exons. The coding region runs from base 1 to 393 and encodes 130 amino acids.